AUGGAAAAAAAGAAAAUUUUAAUGAAAUCCAGUGUUGCUGCCUCCAACCUCCUGAGAACAUUACAUUCUCUCUAUCAAUUUGGACAUUUUUGUGAUGUUACAAUAUACACAGACCAGCUGGAAAUCCAACAAGAAUUUUCCGUUCACAAAGCUGUUUUAGCAGCUUCUAGCAAUUACUUUAAAAGCCUUUUUCUCAAUAGUGAAAUGAAGAACGUCAAAAACUGCACAGUGAUCCUCCAGGAUAUUCAUGCUGAAGAAUUUGUCUCAUUCCUCAAAUUUGUUUACACUGCAGAGUUAGAAAUUGAAGUGGACAGACUGCACCAGAUCAAGGAAGUCGCUGAAAGAUUUGAAUGCAAGGAUCUGCUUGAAAUUUUUGAAGAAAUGAAGGCUGUAGAUGGAGACUUGGAACCACGUGUUCAUUUGAAAAAAAAUGAAAGUGUUAGAUUGCCUGGGAAGCGAACAGAACAUGGAGGAGAAAAAGUACAUGUUUUGGCUGCUGCACUGAUGAAGAAUCAUUUGGGGAAGAGAAUGAACCAUUCAAAACCAACCACCAAUUUUGAUGAUAUUAAAAAUAAACAUGUAAACCCUAAUGAAGAUAGGAUUGUGAGUUGCAAUUCCAAAGAUGAGUCAACAACGACAUCUGAGCGUACCAAUGAGACUGACUGUCCUUCAUUAAAUGAGGAGGACUUGAAAGAAGCCCACAUCGCUUUAGCAUUGCCUGACCAAAAGGAUGAAAGUAGCUUGACACUCUGUAAGGCCAAACUCAGAAAAUCAACCCGCAGUAUAUCAAAAGUCUUGCCAAGAGCAUAUGCCAGUGACAAGCAUAAUCAUUUAUUCCAUUUUGCUGAGCAGUACCAAUCACAUACUGAUCUGGAGCAUAGCACAAGCCUGGGAAUUAAGGAUAGCUGCAAUAUUUGUAGCCAACUCUUUCCCAAUUGCCACAGUCUAAGGCAACACAGGGUCACUGUCCACAGCCGAGAGCGCACUUUCCCUUGUUUGCUGUGUGACAAAAAGUUUCAGGACCAGAAGGAUAUCAGUGCUCAUAUCCGCAGGGUGCAUGAAAAGAAGCAGCAUCCGCAGCAGUGCCCCUACUGUGACAAAGUCAUCAGCUCCAGGUGCGGCCUGACAGUUCACAUACGAACCCACACUGGAGAGAAGCCUUAUAAAUGUCAGUGCUGUCCAGCCAGUUUUGCUCAGAGGUCAGCCUUUAAUACUCACGUAAGAAAGAUACAUGAAUCCAAGAAAGAUGAAAAAUGCAUGCCUGCUUACUGGACAAUAGUUCCACCAGCAGAAAAAGUAGAUGUGAUAGACAGUAGAAUCAAUAGGAAUAACAAAACACAACCCAAGGUGCCAAAUCAUGAUCUGCAAAGGGAAAUACUUGGCAAAGCUACUCAGGAUCCUGAGGAAGAACCUGGUAGAUCUCUUCCAGAGGAAGCACAACCUGACAAAAAAAACAAGAAGCUGGAACUAGGUACCAAAACUAAUACUAAAAAAGGGGACACUUGUAGGCAAUGGACUGUGGAUGUGAAAGGAAAUGGAGAAAGAGUUUGUGAAGCAGGCAUACACAGCAACAAAGACAAGGAGGCCUUCUCUUCAGAUGAUAAUCACAAUGAGGACUCAAAUGACCACGGUACAGAAGACUGCAAACAGGACGUAAAUUGCCAAGUUAACAAAAACAAGGCCAUCCCAACACCUGCUUACAUCAUAACUUGUACCAAAUGCACCGAGAAGUUUCCAUCACGGAGGAAAUAUGUCAUGCACUGCAAAGAAAUCCAUCACUCCUUGCCUGGGAAAGUAUAUCAGUGCGAUGUUUGCAGCAAAUCCUUUGCAAGUCACAACAGCUGGAAAGAGCACCGAGCCUGCGUUCACACAGAAGACCGGAAGUUUGCCUGCACCCUGUGCGAUGCCACUUUUAAAAGAAAGAGGGAUGUGAGGACUCACUCUGUGCGGAAGCAUGAGGGUCAAGCGAAGCGUCCCCUCUGCUCCGUCUGUGGGAAAAUUCUGAGCUCCAGAACGGCCCUUGUCUUCCACAUGAGGACCCACACAGGAGAGAAGCCAUAUCAGUGUGGCGUUUGCAGCUCAAGAUUUGCUCAGCCAUCACAGCUCAAGAUUCAUACCAGGUCGCACACAGGUGAAAAGCCAUACAUCUGUGAGGACUGUGGGGCGUCUUUUGCUGAUAAAGGCAAACUUAAUGGUCAUAAGAGGACACAUACAGGAGAACGCCUCUUCAGAUGUGAUGUAUGUGGGAAACAUUUUGCUACCAAUGAAUAUUUAAAAUGUCACAAGCGUUGUCACAUGGGAGCUAAGCCAUACAAGUGUGAUGUGUGUGGGAAAACCUUUGGAUUGAGAGCUUCAUUAGCCCAACAUAGUAAUGUUCAUGCAGAGACUCCUCCUUAUUUCUGUGAGCAGUGUGGAAAGACGUUUACUCAGCAAGGAGCCCUAAGACGUCACCAACGUAUUCACUCUGGAGAAAAGCCGUAUAAAUGCAGGGCUUGCGAGAGAACCUUCACAGAUAUGUCUACCCUGAGGAGGCAUGUAUUGGUCCAUGAUCGGAAUGCUCAUUGGAGAAGUUUCUUAAUAGAUCUUACUAUCAAAAAGGAUCAUAACUGGUCCAAAAUAGAGACUUUGCCUACUAUUUGUAUGCAAGAGAAUUCUACUACAGUUUGGUCCGAUUGCCAAGAAAAAUGCCACACAUCAGAAAACACAAAUGUAAAAAAAGUAGAACAGAUACCAAGCAGUACUAACGUGAAAGAAUCUGAACCUACCCUUAUGCAUUUAUAACUAUCAACAAUUAAAGU
Messenger RNA from Protobothrops mucrosquamatus (brown spotted pit viper), 2798 nucleotides. RefSeq names its product GDNF-inducible zinc finger protein 1-like. The transcript has 6 exons. The record is from RefSeq and is a predicted model, not a curated record. Gene Ontology annotation, biological process: regulation of immune system process; regulation of cytokine production; negative regulation of transcription by RNA polymerase II. Lineage: Eukaryota; Metazoa; Chordata; Lepidosauria; Squamata; Viperidae. Gene Ontology annotation, molecular function: protein binding. Bases 1 to 2781 code for a protein of 926 amino acids.